This is a messenger RNA of Pezoporus occidentalis (night parrot), 3809 nucleotides long. RefSeq names its product DENN domain containing 2B (gene DENND2B). The record is from RefSeq and is a predicted model, not a curated record. Lineage: Eukaryota; Metazoa; Chordata; Aves; Psittaciformes; Psittacidae. The transcript has 20 exons. Bases 297 to 3665 code for a protein of 1122 amino acids. Gene Ontology annotation, biological process: positive regulation of ERK1 and ERK2 cascade.
GUUUAAAUCUGUGUGUGUAUGCGCGCGCGCAUGGAAAGAGAGAGAGAGAAAGAUAUCGCCAUGACAACUGGCCUGGCCAGUCUGUGUUCCCUGCAAUCAUAUUAGUUGGAGUCAAUGCUGCGAAAGGUCAUAUGAAGGAGUUGUGGGAAGCACAGCAGGUAUUAGACGCUAAACGACUGGUUUUCUGAUUGCCUCACAUAGUAAGGCAGAGUUUUGUCUGGGAAGUACAAAUCUGAGAAUGGAGUGGAAGGAGAAGUGCUCCAAAUUUCAGAUAUCCACAUUUCUAGAAAGCAGAAAUGACCAUGACUGCCAACAAGAAUGCCAAUGUCAACAGCAGAGCUGGAGGGAGUAAAGUGCCUCAGGACGCUCUGGAUAGGUGUCACUCCGUUUCUCCACCACCUCUUUUGUCCCUGCGAAAAAGCCCAGCCUACCCCCUCAGCGACAGUGAGGACUCUUGCCGCUCUACGCGACUCACCAAGGUCUCCAACUCCAGAUUGCGCCUCAAGGACUGGAGCAGCCGUACAUCUGCGCUGCGAAGCACCUCCACAAGUGCAUCGGACACCGACUCCCCGAGCCACCCUCUUAAAGCCAUCAGUGUGGGUGCUUUGGAUAAAAGAUUGUCUGUGUUCAAGGCUGAGGACCAAAAGGAGAGUCCAAAGGAGGCUCAAGAUGGGGAAGCAAUAGGGAGCCAUUCACUCACCCGGAGCACCCUGUCCUUGGGCACCGCCACCAACUUGAGGAACCUCUCCCUCAGCCGGGCAAGCAUACGCUCCCAGGCGCUGGACAUCAGGCAGAAGAUCACAGAAUGGGAGUGCCGCCGGGAGCUGUCCCCCAGGAUGAGCACAUGUGUGGACAAGAGGGAUGCUGGGGAGAGGUCAGGCAGUGACAGCUGCCCCAGCGUGCUGACCUCUCCCUGCAGUGAGAAGACGUUCGAUUUCAAAGGGCUCAGAAGAAUGAGCCAAACAUUUUCCGAGUGUUCUUACCCAGAAACAGAGGAGGAGGAACUGCUGGACAGAGAUUCUUGUCAUCGGUUUGAAAAGAGAUCAGGCAGGAGCGAGACUCCUGCUGCUGCUUUCCUCAAGGGCCAUGUGAGGAAAGAGUCCUCUGCUGUGCUCAACAGAAUACAGAAGAUCGAACAGGUGCUGAAAGAGCAGCCCGGCAGAGGCCUCCCCCAGUUACCAAGUAGCUGUUACAGUGUUGAUAAAGGGAGGAAAAAAUCUGUGACUCUGAGUACUGUGGAGGGACUGAGUGAAGCCGCAAGUGAUAGCAAAGGAGGGAGUGUUAUUUUGGGGAGUGAACCAGAGACGCCUACUGAGACUGAGAAAACCAGUAAGAUAAAACAGGGGAUUACUGCAAACUCAGCUGGCCCUAAACUGCUCCUCGAAAGCCCAGCUAACAGCGCAGUGAAUCCUGUCCCCAAGCCCAAACGCACCUUUGAAUAUGAAGCAGACAAAAACCAUAAAAGUAAACCAAGCAAUGGCCUACCUCCAUCUCCUACACCUGCUGCUCCUCCUCCCCUCCCAUCCACCCCGGCACCCCCUGUGACCAGAAGGCAGAAGAAAGAGUCGCGCUUUCACAGAAAAUCCCAGAAUAGAAAAUCCUUUGAGUUUGAGGAUGCAUCAAGCCUGCAAUCCGUGUACCCUCCCUCCCCAACUGAAAAUGGGACUGAGAGCCAGCAUAAAUUUGGAUCCAAGAGCACUUUAGAAGAAAAUGCCUAUGAAGACAUUGUAGGCGAGUCACCCAAGGAAAACCCAUAUGAAGAUGUGGAGCUGAAAGGCCGUCAUGCGGGCCGAAAACCUCAUCAGCUCUCCGAGAAUUCCCUAGAUUCUUUGCACAGGAUGUGGACGCCGCAGGACAGGAAAUACACAUCACCUCCCCAGCUGCCUUCGAAGCCCAGCAGCCAGUCUCUGCGCAUCAGCAACUGGUCAGAAAGGAAGAGCCACCGCUUGCCACGGCUGCCCAAGCGGCACAGCCACGAUGACAUGCUUCUGCUGGCUCAGCUUGGCAUUCCCUCCUCCCCUUCCAGCAUCAACGAAGAUAGCCUGAGUACCACAAGUGAGCUGCUGUCUACACGGCGGGCCAGGAGGAUCCCAAAGCUUGUCCAAAGGAUCAAUUCCAUCUACAGUGCAAAAAGAGGGAAAAAACGACUGAAAAAACUUUCUAUGUCCAAUAUUGAGACAGCAUCCCUACGAGAUGACAACAGUGAGAGUGAGAGUGACUCAGAUGACAGGUUUAAAGCUCAUACCCAGCGUCUAGUACACAUCCAGUCAAUGCUGAAGAGGGCUCCAAGUUAUCGAACCCUGGAACUGGAGCUGAUUGAGUGGCAGGAACGGGAGUUAUUUGAGUAUUUUGUGGUAGUGUCGCUGAAAAAGAAGCCCACUAAAAACACUUACCUCCCAGAAGUGACGUACCAGUUUCCCAAGCUUGAAAGACCAACCAAGCAGAUGCGUGAAGCGGAGGAGCGCCUCAAGGCUAUCCCUCAGUUCUGCUUUCCUGAUGCCAAGGACUGGCUCCCUGUCUCUGAAUACAACAGUGAGACCUUCUCUUUCAUGCUGACUGGGGAAGAUGGGAGCCGGCGGUUUGGUUAUUGCAGGAGGCUGUUGCCAAGUGGGAAAGGCCCUCGCCUGCCUGAAGUUUACUGUGUCAUCAGCCGGCUGGGGUGCUUUGACUUAUUUUCCAAGAUCCUGGAUGAGGUUGAAAGGAGAAGGGGAAUAUCUGCUGCCCUGGUUUAUCCAUUUAUGAGGAGUCUGAUGGAAUCUCCUUUUCCUGCACCUGGAAAGACAAUCAAAGUCAAAACCUUUCUGCCUGGAGCUGGAAAUGAGGUCAUUGAGCUGCGGCGGCCCAUGGACUCGCGCCUGGAGCACGUGGACUUUGAAUGCCUUUUCAAGUGCCUCAGCGUUCGUCAGAUCAUCAGGAUCUUUGCUUCUCUCCUGUUGGAGCGGCGUGUCAUUUUUGUAGCAGAUAAGCUCAGCACCCUCUCGAGCUGCUCGCAUGCCGUGGUGGCCCUGCUGUACCCUUUCUCCUGGCAGCACACCUUCAUUCCUGUCCUGCCCUCAUCCAUGAUUGACAUCGUGUGCUGCCCUACCCCCUUCCUGGUGGGUCUGCUCUCCAGCUCUCUGCCCAAACUGAAGGAGCUGCCUGUAGAGGAGGCUUUGAUGGUUAACCUGGGAUCUGAUCGAUUCAUCAGACAGAUGGAUGAUGAAGACACGCUAUUACCUAGAAAACUGCAAGCUGCUCUGGAGCAGGCUCUAGAGAGAAAGAAUGAACUGAUAAAUCAGGAUUCAGAUAGUGAUUCAGAUGAUGAAUGUAACACCCUGAAUGGAUUAGUGUCAGAGGUUUUUAUCCGGUUCUUUGUGGAGACAGUUGGCCAUUAUUCCCUGUUCCUAACCCAGAAUGAAAAAGGAGAGCGUGCCUUCCAAAGGGAAGCUUUCCGUAAAUCUGUGGCCUCCAAGAGUAUCCGCCGCUUCUUGGAAGUUUUCAUGGAAUCCCAAAUGUUUGCUGGCUUCAUCCAGGACAGAGAGCUGAGAAAAUGCAGGGCAAAAGGCCUCUUCGAGCAGAGGGUAGAACAGUACUUGGAAGAGCUUCCAGACACGGAACAAAGCGGAGUAAACAAGUUUCUACGAGGCCUUGGAAACAAAAUGAAGUUCCUGCACAAGAAGAACUAACUCCUUUCUGCUGAAAUGCCAAUCCAAAGACUAUAUUUAUGGCACUGCGUGAGGCACCUGCAGCAUUGCAGAGCUUGGUGCAGGAGGAGAGCAGGGUGAGAUGACUGCAGCCUUACAUGACGACCAAUGCUGUUAGCGUGCCCG